This is a messenger RNA of Anopheles marshallii, 498 nucleotides long. RefSeq names its product protein obstructor-E-like. The record is from RefSeq and is a predicted model, not a curated record. Gene Ontology annotation, cellular component: extracellular region. Bases 1 to 498 code for a protein of 165 amino acids. The transcript has a single exon. Lineage: Eukaryota; Metazoa; Arthropoda; Insecta; Diptera; Culicidae. Gene Ontology annotation, molecular function: chitin binding.
AUGAAAGGUACCGGAGAUUGUGCACCGGAAAUUCGGAAGUCUCUUAUCACAUUAAGCUCACCCAUACCCCAUUAUCUACUUCCACGUUUGGAUAUCUUCGCAGGAUCAGGAGCUGUAUUGUUCGCCAUCUUGGUUCUGGUGAGCGUGCUAGCUCAGCAGGCCACGGCCGAACCAACGUGCCGUCCGACCGGUAACUAUCUGACGUCCAACCCGAGAGAUUGCCGCUCGUACUACUACUGCUUCGAGGGCCAACCGUACUACGGUAUCUGUGGACCGGGUCAUCGGUUCGACGAGCGUCGUCAAACCUGCCUGCAGUCGACGGUGAGCGAGUGCUUCUCGUGUCCAUCGUCCGGAAUCUACAACCUGUCGCAUCCAACCACCUGCCAGAAGUACGUUCUCUGCUUCCAGGGUGUGGCGAACGAGCGCGAAUGCCCGCCAGGAUUGCUGUUCAACCAACAACUGCGCCAGUGUGAUCUGAGCGGUAAUGUGGUCUGCUGA